This is a messenger RNA of Acanthopagrus latus (yellowfin seabream), 2346 nucleotides long. Its product is annotated as flagellar attachment zone protein 1-like. The transcript has 4 exons. NCBI's taxonomy places the organism in Eukaryota, Metazoa, Chordata, Actinopteri, Spariformes, Sparidae. Bases 89 to 1465 code for a protein of 458 amino acids. The record is from RefSeq and is a predicted model, not a curated record.
GACUCGCCACCAUUUGGGGAAUAAAACAGUUGGUCUCCAGUUGCAGCUCUCGUUUCAGACCGCUGGUGGAUCGUUCGCUCUGAGCAAGAUGAGGAAAACAUCCAAAGAGCCCGCAGUUACCUUCAUCGAUCCUAAUGUUUAUAUGUCUGCUGAUGAGAUUGAGGAAGAAGACGACUACAUUAACACAGACGAAUGCACCGUGGACAACAUGCCGCCCACUUCAGAUAAGAAGAUUCCUCCCUUGGCUCAGUCUUUUUCACCAGUAGCAGCGUGUUGGGGGAUCCUGUUGAUCAUCAUGGCUCUGCGUAUCCACUUUACCUCUGUCAUUUCCACCAAGCUGAGCGAGCAACUGAACUAUUCAGAGGAAGCUGACGAAUACAUCAAACAUGUCUCCAACCUGUCCUCAACCAAUGACAGCUUGGAGAGGGACCCCGGCAAUAUGAAAGAUCAGAUAGACAAGAUGGCGCGAGCUUAUACUGUCUUACAGAAAAAGAUCACAACCCUGAGUGGAGAAAACAAGCACCUGACAGCAGAAAACCAGCAGGUGAAGCAGGAAAACCAGCAGGUGAAGAUGGAAAACCAGCAGGUGAAGAUGGAAAACCAGCAGGUGAAGACGGAAAACCAGCAGGUGAAGACAGAAAAUGAGCAGGUGAAGACAGAAAAUGAGCAGGUGAAGACAGAAAAUGAGCAGGUGAAGGCGGAAAUCCAGCAAGUGAAGACUGAAAACCAGCAGGUGAAGACAGAAAACCAGCAGGUGAAGACAGAAAACCAGCAGGUGAAGACAGAAAACCAGCAGGUGAAGACGGAAAAUGAGCAGGUGAAGGCGGAAAUCCAGCAAGUGAAGACGGAAAACCAGCAGGUGAAAGCAGAAAUCCAGCAGGUGAAGACAGAAAACCAGCAGGUGAAGACAGAAAACCAGCAGGUGAAGGCGGAAAACAAGCAAGUGAAGACAGAAAACCAGGAGGUGAAGGCGGAAAACAAGCAAGUGAAGACGGAAAACCAGGAGGUGAAAGCAGAAAUCCAGCAGGUGAAGGCGGAAAACCUGCAGGUGAGGUCAGAAAUCCAGCAGGUGAGGGCAGAAAAUCAGCAAGUGAAGGCGGAAAUCCAGCAGGUGAGGGCAGAGAACCAGCAGGUGAGGGCAGAAAACCAGCAGGUGAAGGUGGAAAUCCAGCAGGUGAAGGUGGAAAUCCAGCAGGUGAAGACUGAAAACCAGCAGGUGAAGACGGAAAACCAGCAGGUGAAGAUUGAAAACCAGCAGGUGAAGACUGAAAACCAGCAGGUGAAGACUGAAAACCAGCAGGUGAAGACUGAAAACCAGCAGGUGAAGACAGAAAUGAAGCAGAUGAAGACAGAAAUGAAGCAGAUGGCGGCGGACAUCAAGAGGCUGAAUUUGUUGUUGGAGGGGUUCCGAUCUACAACACAGGUUCCAGUAACGAUGACAUCAUCAUAUGGAUACUGGCGUUGAAUGAGGUUGACAGUGAAGUCACCUGGUUGGAUCUGUUAGAACGACUCUUGUUGUCAUAAUUACUAUUGUCUCCCAGUCUCUCUGUCAGACAGACCAGGUGUUCAUAAAUACAGUUAAAUGUCAUAUUCUAUCAGAGAAGCUGUAUGUAUAUGGUUUUCAUGACACAUAUGAAAAAAGACGGACUACUCUGUGGGGUUCCUCAGGGGUCCGAUCUCAGACCAUUAUUAUUCCUUCCCUAUGUUAUUAAUUUGUCUAAAUGUCUCAAAUCUACGAUAUAUAUCACAACUCUGUAGCUUUCACUCGCUCAGUGUUCACUGAUAAGGAUGCUAAUUUGAGUUUAGGGACGGAGGGAACUUAAUAAAACACAUGAAUAAAAAUGCCAGAAUUCUCAAAACGGCAUUUUUAAAAAAAAAAAUCAUAUGCAAGUUUAAUUGUGAAAAACAACUCUGUUAAAGUGGAGGGAAGGUCAUACUUUUUAAAAUUUCAAUCAUGCAGUCACUUUUCUUGUUUUGGCAAAGUAAAAGGAAAGGACGUUUUUUAAGAAUAUUUAACUGAUCUCUUGUAACAACUUUUUUUACUUUGUGUAAUGAUCCAUACAUCCAUGUUUUAUCUGUUUCACUCGUAAGUGAUACUGUAUACGUAUUUACUGUUGCUCAGGAAUUGAUACAAUUCAUUUUGAUAUCAUCAUUGUUAUUAUUGUUGUUUUUUGAUAUAUUGUCUCACUAUGAGUUUAACGUUCCCUUCAUGUUAUGUCAUGUCAUGUUGAGUUUUGUGUGACUUUUAUAACUUUCCUGCCUCUUCCUGUGUUGUUUGUUAUGUUUUUAUCAUUUUCCUUUUUAAGGAUUUAUUCAAAUCAUGUGAAAAUAAAAUCUAAUAAAAUA